Messenger RNA from Monodelphis domestica (gray short-tailed opossum), 552 nucleotides. The record is from RefSeq and is a predicted model, not a curated record. NCBI's taxonomy places the organism in Eukaryota, Metazoa, Chordata, Mammalia, Didelphimorphia, Didelphidae.
AUGUACUUGGUCACUGUGUUUGGGAAUGUUCUUAUCAUGCUGGCCAUUGGCUCAGACUCCCACCUCCACACUCCAAUGUACUUCUUUCUCUCCAAUCUGUCCAUGGUAGAUCUCUAUCUAGUUACUACCUUGGUACCCAAGAUGCUGGUGAACAUGUUAACACACAAUAAUGCUAUCUCAUAUGCUGGAUGCUUUGCUCAGAUGUACUUCUUCCUUUUUUUUAUUUGUUUAGACAACUUACUCCUUACUGUCAUGGCCUAUGACCGCUUUGUGGCCAUCUGUCACCCUCUACACUAUGUCACUAUAAUGAGUCCACGGAUUUGUAGCCUACUGAUUCUGAUCUCAUGGAUCUGUGUGGUUUCAUUAUUCUAUGGGACAGGUCUUGGAGUUUAUCUGAGUUCUGCAACUACCCACUCCUCUAGGAAUAUCUCAAUUGCCUCAGUGAUGUAUUCUGUGGUAACCCCAAUGUUGAACCCCUUCAUUUAUAGCCUGAGAAAUAAGGAUAUAAAGGAUGCCCUGAAAAGGAUCAUUAGUGGAACAGCAUCCUCUUAG